Capronia coronata CBS 617.96 is the source of this 738-nucleotide messenger RNA. RefSeq lists its product as uncharacterized. Bases 1 to 738 code for a protein of 245 amino acids. The record is from RefSeq and is a predicted model, not a curated record. NCBI's taxonomy places the organism in Eukaryota, Fungi, Ascomycota, Eurotiomycetes, Chaetothyriales, Herpotrichiellaceae. Gene Ontology annotation, cellular component: EMC complex. The transcript has a single exon.
AUGGCUGGCCUACUGUACGCAGUAGUUGUGUUCUGCCAGCUGCUUUCCGUCGCCUGGGCCGCCACACUGCGAGUCUACAUUCCCAGUUCCAAUCUAUUACACAACCCAAAUACUCUUCCAGCCUCGACUCAUGCCACCCUGACGUCGGGCACAGGUCCGCCAGUCAAAGCUGUUCUGCGGAGAGGAAACUACAUCGAGUUCCCAGACAUCACCACCGUCGGCUCUCACCUCCUCGACAUCUAUACCCGUGAUUACGUCUUUGCACCCUACCGCAUCGAUAUCUCUCCCUCUCCAGACUCGCCGGGCACCGUCAUCACAGGAGCUUGGGAGACGUACCGAGGAGCACGCUGGGCGGACCGAGGGGUUGCUCUUGUCACCGCACCCACAGACAAGCUUGAUAUUUCCGCCAAAGUCCUAGCAGCGAAGGAAUUCUAUGAGCAACGCGCGGGCUUCAACCCUUUGACUUUGCUCAAGAAUCCGAUGAUCCUCUUCGGACUGGUGGCGUUGGCCUUGACGUUUGGAAUGCCCAAGUUGAUGGAGAACAUGGACCCGGAAAUGCGAGCCGAGUAUGAAGAGAUGCAAAAGAAAAGUCCCAUGGGUGGCAUCACACGGGCGAUGCAGGGCGGUGGUACGGGAGGCUCAACUGAGAACUUCGAUCUGGCUGGAUUCUUGGCUGGCAGCAGCAAAAGUUCGGGAGCCGACAACACGUCCGAGGGUAUUCGUGAGAGAAAGCGAUAA